This is a messenger RNA of Quercus lobata, 1350 nucleotides long. RefSeq names its product putative F-box protein At3g10430. NCBI's taxonomy places the organism in Eukaryota, Viridiplantae, Streptophyta, Magnoliopsida, Fagales, Fagaceae. The coding region runs from base 98 to 1291 and encodes 397 amino acids. The record is from RefSeq and is a predicted model, not a curated record. Gene Ontology annotation, molecular function: protein binding. The transcript has 2 exons.
UAAGUACUUUGUUUGAUAAGUCUUAGCUCAAGCUUUUUCAUUUCACACACUUAUUUGAGGUGCUGUGGAGCCAAGUCUAUUAUCCAUCUCUUUCCUAAUGAUUUCCCUUCUAGACAGAAUUCAACUAAUAUGGACUCGUAUCAAGAAAAUAAAUCAAAGAAGAGAAGUGAAAACUUCAAUAGUAAAGUUGAUCAUAGAAAAUGAAUCACAUUCUCACAUAGUAGAUGACCACUGCCCUUUGGAUGAAGAUGUCAUCGCGGAGAUAUUAGCAAGAUUGCCAGCAGAAAGCCUUAUCCAAUGUGAAAGGGUUUGCAAAAGUUGGUUUAGAAUGAUUCAUGAUCCAAUCUUCGUACGCAGAUCUAAGCAAGUAUUCAUCACUUUAAAUUUUUUACUUAAAAUAUCAGACAAUUUAUGGUUCAAUUAUUUUGAUAUUGAAGAUGCCUAUGAUGGGCUGAUAAUGCUUAAAAAAUCUAUUUAUAAUGGCAAUCUCCGCAUCUAUAAUCAUAGCACUGGCCAGAUGAGCACCAUCCCUCAUGUGCCACUAACGAGUUCAAGUUCAAGGAAUUUCUAUUCAUUGGUAUAUGAUGUUUCCAUCCGAAAGUACAAGAUAGUUUGCUUUUGUUUGAGUAAGAAUAUGGUCAAGUGUUAUAUAUAUGUUAUGGAUAGUAAUGAUGAUGAAGCUCCUGCUUGGAGGGAUUUGAGCUUUUCUUUCAUGUCAAACUUUCCGAUUCAUCCCCAUCACACACAAGCCCAUCAAGAUUUUGAUGGAGUUGUGUGUAACGGGGCAUUGAAUUGGAUGGAAAAAUAUGAAACAAAUAGGAUGCAAUAUGUAUCAUCAUUAGACAUAUCAAGUGAGAAGCUUAGGGAAAGAAUUAAGUUGCCAUCCAAACCCAACAGGUGCAACAAGAAAAGACUCAACUGCAAGUUGUUAGCUUUCAAUGGAUUUCUUUGUUAUGCUAAUCCAAGCUCCAAGGAUAGGUUUGAUUUUUGGGUCUUGAGGGAUUGGGUUAAAUUUAAACCUAUUUGGACCAAGCAAUAUACAUUAAGCCUUUCGUCGAUGAUCUGCAAGCCCAAAACUUUGAAGAGUUUCCUUCAAGAUAGUUUUUUGCCUCUUGCAAUAUACCAAAAUGUCAACUCUUGUUCGGUAGAAAUCAUGAUACUAUUUUGCCGCAGGUUGUUUAUAUACAAUGUGAAGAGUAAAGAGUUGAGGGCUGAAGAAGAAGGAUUACUGGAUUCAAGCUCUCUUCCUUGUUUUUCCAAGUUUACUCAUCUUUUGUACUGGCGAUUAUAGCUCAUACCAGUAUAAGAAGAUAAGAGACAUUUGUUUUCAAGUUUAAUUCAAAUAAAGUA